Molecule: messenger RNA, 5216 nt
Organism: Nematostella vectensis (starlet sea anemone)
Lineage: Eukaryota; Metazoa; Cnidaria; Anthozoa; Actiniaria; Edwardsiidae
Product: fibropellin-1
Exons: 14
Coding region: 176-4234 (1352 amino acids)
Biological process (GO): Notch signaling pathway; axon guidance; heterophilic cell-cell adhesion
Cellular component (GO): cell surface; plasma membrane; signaling receptor complex
Molecular function (GO): calcium ion binding
Source: RefSeq, a predicted model, not a curated record
CUCAGUUGUCAAAAUUGGGAAAGUUUUCUAACAUCGUAUCAGUUUUUUUGCUAGUUCUUGAAUUCCUUCGUCUGAACGAUAUAAUAUUUGAGAUUACUAAUUGUGGCCACUUUCAAGCGAAACGUCCCGAAUCGAAGUAGAAGAUGGUCCGAUGGCUGGCAGAUGAUAAAUUGUGAUGGAUCGGACGAAAAAGCUAAUUCCUUUCCACAGCAUUCUGAUUUGGUGUGCCUUGACAUCUAUGGCUAGUGGAAGGUUUUGUCAACAUGACUCUUGCCUGAAUGGUGGCACAUGUAGUGAGGGAUCAAAUUCCCUCCUGUGUUCCUGUCUGCCUGGAUUUACUGGUCAGUCAUGUGAGACCGAUGUAGAUGAAUGUAAACUUGUGCAGUGCCAUAAUGGAGCCACCUGUAUUGACCAGGUAAACUCCUUCAAGUGCAUUUGCCCGGUAGGCUUUCAUGGGAUCCUUUGUGAAACAAACUACAAUGAUUGCCAUAGCAACCCAUGUCAAAACAAUGCAACCUGUCAAGACCUUAUUAAUGACUUCAGUUGCCAAUGCCCGCAAGGCAUUACUGGGCAAACAUGUAAUACUGACAUUGAUGAAUGUCAAUCAUCCCCCUGCAAGCAUCAAGGCACUUGUCAAAACUAUUUGGGUGGGUUCAACUGUCUGUGUCGCCAUGGUUACUCGGGGAUUACAUGUGAGGUUGAUGUCAAUGAGUGCAGCAGCAGCCCGUGUGUUAAUGGCGGAGUGUGUGCUGAUGGCCUGGGAGAAUACAAAUGUAUCUGCCCAUCUGGGUUCUCUGGAGAGAAUUGCCAAGUCAACAUUGAUGAAUGUGCGUCCAGCCCUUGCAAAAAUGGAGCAACCUGUGAAGACUUGGUGGACGAAUUCCGUUGUCAGUGCCAACCUGGUUUUAAAGGCCAAAACUGUGAAACAAAUAUAAAUGAGUGCAUUGGUGCAGCUUGUGCAAACGGCAGCACUUGCAUUGAUCUGGUCAAUGCAUACCAAUGCACAUGCCUGCCAGGGUUUACUGGGAGGCACUGCGAUGUUGACAUUGACGAGUGCCAAUCAAACCCAUGCCAGCAUGGUUCAGCAUGCAUGGACGGUGUUAGUUCAUACCAGUGCAUCUGUCAACCCGGGUAUACCGGUCAAUAUUGUCAUAUUGAUAUUGAUGAGUGUCUUUCAAGGCCAUGCUUGAAUAAUGGAAUGUGUCUUGAUCUGGUGAGUGAUUUUCACUGCACUUGCCCUACAGGAUUUUCUGGCAAAGACUGUAGCGUAAAUAUUGAUGACUGUGCUGAUGCUCCGUGCCAGCAUGGGUCAACGUGUAUAGACUUGGUUAAUGACUACAAGUGCUCCUGUCUCCAGGGGUACACGGGAAAAGAUUGUCAUAUUGAUAUUAAUGAAUGUUCCAGCAACCCAUGUCAGUACGGUGGAACUUGUCUUAACCUUUUAAAUGGGUAUGCAUGUCUAUGCAUAGAUGGAUACACCGGCCUAAACUGUGAGAAAGACAUUGACGAUUGUCUUUUUAACCCAUGCCACAAUGGUACGUGUGAGGACUUAGUAAAUAACUAUAAAUGUGUUUGUCCAGAUAAUCGCCAAGAAAGAACUUGUGCAGGUAAUAGUUCCGUGUGCGACACAUAUUUGUGUCGAAAUGGCGGGUCAUGUUUCUCUAACAAUAGUACAUAUUACACGUGCGAAUGCCCUAAGGGCUACACAGGACACGACUGCGAGAGCAAAAUUAACUACUGUAAAUCAAGCAGUUGCUAUGGCAAUGCAACCUGCCUGGAUGGUGCCAAUAACUACACAUGUAUUUGCCCUAGAGGGUUUACGGGUACCCUGUGUGAUGUAAACGUGGACGAAUGUGAGGAUUCACCUUGUGCGAAUGGUGCUUCUUGUGAGGACCUUAUCAACGAUUUCCGCUGCCACUGCCCAGCGGGCUUCCAAGGCCGCACAUGCGCCGUAGACAUAAACGAGUGUGCUACGUCGCCUUGUCUAAACGAAGCCAAGUGCACGGACGUUGUCAGUGGUUACCGAUGCACUUGCCGUUCGGGCUACACAGGCACGAGAUGUGAACGCGACAUUGAUGAGUGCAGUUCUUCACCGUGUGUGAACGGAGGAUUGUGCGUGGAUUACACAAAUUACUUUGAGUGCCUUUGCCACCCUGGAUAUGGCGGUGAUCGCUGCGAGAUUAAUAUCGAUGACUGCGCCAACAAGCCGUGUCUACACAAUGGAAACUGCACUGAUUAUGUGAAUUACUUCACGUGUGCUUGCGCUGUAGGGUAUACUGGACGCACUUGCGAAGUAAACAUUGAUGAUUGCUCCCCGUCCCCCUGUAGACACGGGGGAAGUUGCCAAGAUCUAGUUAAUGGCUACCUGUGUCACUGCCCUGCAGGAUUCAAAGGAAGUAAAUGUGAAACAGAUAUUGAUGAGUGUGCAACUAACCCAUGUGAUAACAACGGGACGUGUGUGGACCGUGUGGCGAGUUACGAUUGCGUCUGUAAACCAGGUUUUACUGGAACAAGAUGCGAAGCCAACAUUGACGACUGCGCAACAUCGCCCUGUCUCAACAACGCUAUCUGUACUGACCUUAUAAAUGACUUCCACUGUGCAUGUCCAGCGGGCUAUCAGGGACAGACAUGCGCAAUAAACGUCGACGAUUGCACCCCGCAGCCUUGUAAGCAGGGUGGUACGUGUGUUGAUGCUGUCAGCGGUUAUACCUGUCUGUGCAUGCCUGGCUUUACGGGAAUAAACUGCUCCAUUGAAAUGGAUGAGUGUGGUAGUUACCCGUGCUUGAAUAAUGGCACAUGCGUGGAUGGGCGCAACCGUGUCACGUGCACAUGCGCAGUUGGAUUCACAGGUCAGUUUUGCGAGGUGAAUAUUGACGACUGUGACCCCGCCCCCUGUCAAAACUACGGCACGUGUCAAGACCUUGUUGCAGAUUUCACAUGUCACUGCUACCCCGGCUUCACAGGCGAGACAUGUGCCACGCCCAUCGACCUAUGCGAGGCACAUCCCUGCCAAAACAACGCCACGUGUCGCAUGGACCCCUUGAAAGGCUACAGCUGUUCCUGCCCGACAGGAGUCACUGGAAGGCAUUGUGACGUCAGUAUUUGUGAUUCCAAGCCCUGUAGAAACAACGGAUCGUGUGUUUUGACUCAAUCAGGCUACCAGUGUUUAUGCGCUAGCAGUUUUACAAGCCCUCAGUGUCAGCGGAGUAUCGACGACUGUGAGCAUGCGCAUUGUCUCAACGGCGCAACAUGUGUAGACUCGGACAACGCCUACAAGUGUAGCUGCCUUGAGGGAUACUAUGGAAAGCACUGUGAAUUGAUUGACAGAUGUCACUCACAGCCGUGUCAGAAUGGCGCCACGUGCGUGGAUGAUGAUGGCGUCGUGUUCUGUAAAUGCGCAAUGGGCUUUACUGGAACCCAUUGUGAAAAAGAGUUCAACCACUGCAUAGUGCGGGUCGCAGACACAAACCUUACCUUCCCAUCACGCAUCUGUGGCGACCAUGGCACAUGCGUCAGCAAGCCCACGGGCUUCCUGUGUGUUUGUCAGCCGGGAUUUACUGGUUUGCUGUGUCAAACAGACAUUGACGAUUGUAGCUCUGAUCCAUGUGUUGGGAUAAACGUCACGUGCGUCGACGGCAUUGACACUUUUACAUGCCAAUCAUCUAAAUCCACCACCUCAGCCAAACGCCAAAGAGAUGCGGACUCUAAAAGCUACUGGAUCCCUGUUUCCAUUACUCUGAGCUGUCUUGUGGUUCUGGGUCUAGUUAUCAUCUUGGCUCUCAAAUGCGACCUCUUCCAUCUGACCAACAACCGCAUGAAGUUGACAGAGAACCACGAGGAUAUGGUCCCUGAACCUUAUCCGGACGAACGGACCUUUGAGAACCCAAUCUACCAGCCCUGUGAGGAAGUGAUUACUCCAGUCAGCCCGGACUGUUUGAAGGAGCUCGAUGCACUCGAAGCCCUUGGACUCCAUAUCGAACGCGAACUUGCUGCGAUACAACACAAGAGAAACCGCACAUUCUCAGCACCAGACCCCCGCGAUCUGGCUGCAAUCGAGGCUAGUAGUCUUUGCACCGUAGACGACCUAUCCCGAGAUACACCGCGAACGUGGCGUAAGCUCGAACAGAUAUCCCAAGAUUCGCCGGGAUCCUUAGAUAAUGUCGCGCUAUCCCAUGAUGCUCCUGACACCGCGCGGUCAUGUGACUCUAAGGAAUUUUUGGAUACUUAUUUGUAGACGGUAUCUAUUUGUGUAGAGCGAAUAAUGGAAUGCACACCCAUGGAAGUGUUCCAUUUAAUGCGGUGUUCCCUGAUGACAAGUUAGCAUUGAUCUGUCACUUAUUUCUAUUUCGCAAAGGAAAUUAUUGAAGCUUUCAUUACACGGGUUAUACGUAUACGCCUGCUUGUAUCUCUGGUAGAGUGUUUCUCUUCCUCUAUCACAGGAUGCCCAAAGCAGCCAACCCAUCUUAACACAGGGUACCCAAAGUGUGUCCAACUCCACAACACCACUGGUACAAGUGGUGAGCCAUUGUUCCACCACUUGUACCACUGGAGAAUUCUUCAAAAUCACUGGUUUUGUUGGUGUAUUGGACAUAUGUAUGUGCUAUUAUCAUCGUGGGUGAACUAACAUGAGGAUGGGGGUAGUAAGCAUAUAGCAAGGUCGCAUAAUAAAUUGAAUUAGGGUAUCACGCUACUAAAUUUAAUUUGAUAGAGUGGUUUUCAUAAACCCAUCAAACAGACUUUAGUAUAAUACACUUUAUUACACCUUAGAUUUAAACUUAAACGUUUCUUUUAAAGCUCUUCUUUCAAGUAAUAUCAAUAGCAAUAUCAUAAAAAAAACAUUUAUUUAUCAAAUAAAACAUCUAUGUUAGUAGAAUCACUUUUGCUAGAAAACAAUCUUUUAUAUUUUACACAUCAUUUAAGAUGCCAUAAAAUGCCAGUGCGUAGAAACCUUCGUCUUUGUACAUCAAAACGUACCAUAGGCACAUGGCGCGAAAGUUGUUUUAUUAUGUAUUCCCACUCGGGAAUUAUGAUUGGUGCCCUAUCAUGCCAAUUGAAAUCUAGUAUUUAUUUGGUAUUUGGUAGUUUAUGGUAGUUUUAUAUUUGUAAUAACAUGGAGAUGAUCUAACUAAGUUUGAUGUAUCAAUGUUAUAUAUUGUGUAAAUAUAUUUAUAGACCAGAGAAUCAGCAAGUUAUGGAAUAAAUGCAUGCUACACAAA